UCCGCGCUCGAGCGCCAGUUGCAGUGUGGAUAGAAGCGAUGCGCGAGAGAAGUGAGGAGCGAAGAACAUUGAAGCUUUAGGGGCUUGACUGUACAACCUUACGCGACAAUUUAUCCACAAUUUAAUCGACUUUCGCCACAGGAAAUAUAUUAUCCUUAUUUACCAGGUGCGUAAGACACUGUUGAACGAUAGACUACACAGCUAAAGACUGUCUCUGGGAAGGAAGAGAUCACAGAACACAGAAAAGGCGUUGUAGUUCAGUCUGUCCAUAUCCAUCCCUGUGUUCACUAGAGGAUCUCUAAGGACUCAUACCUUCACUGCAACCCCAUCCCAGUCACACAAACCUGUCUCAUCACAAGGGCUGGAGGAUGGGGCCAGGUGGGGCUGUCUCUGUGGCCCUGCUAGGGUUCACCCUCCUGGGGUUGAUCUAUGGCGCGUUGCCCUUGAACCCGGAUGACCCUAACGUGUGUAGUCACUGGGAGAGUUAUGCUGUGACUGUCCAGGAGUCCUAUGCCCACCCCUUUGACCAGGUCUACUACACAAGAUGCACCGACAUCCUCACCUGGUUCAAAUGUACCAGACACAGGAUCAGCUAUAAGACAGCGUACCGUAGGGGUGUGAGGACUAUGUACAGAAGGCGUUCUCAGUGUUGCCCAGGCUUCUACGAGAACGGAGACCUGUGUGUCCCUCAGUGCUCAGUAGAAUGUGCCCAUGGUCGGUGUGUGUCUCCUGAUACGUGUCAGUGUGAACCGGGCUGGGGAGGAGUGGACUGCUCUAGUGGUUGUCAGGCUGACUUCUGGGGCCCCCACUGCACUAACCGGUGCCAGUGUCAGAACCGGGCCCAGUGUAACCCCAUCACGGGGGCGUGUGUGUGUACGGACGGGUACCAGGGCUGGCGCUGUGAGGAGCUGUGCGAGGCGGGGCUCUAUGGGAAGGGAUGCCAGCUAGAGUGCCAGUGUCUCAACGGUGCCACCUGCCAUCACGAGACCGGAGAGUGCCUCUGUGCACCGGGAUACACCGGGGCUAUCUGUGGUGAGCGGUGUCCCUCUGGUAGUCAUGGCGCCCAGUGUGAGCUGCGUUGCCCGUGUCAGAACGGUGGAACGUGCCAUCACGUCACGGGGGAGUGCUCCUGCCCCGCUGGAUGGAUGGGCUCGGUGUGUGCCCAGCCGUGCCAGUUUGGCACCUACGGCAUCAACUGUAGCCAGGAGUGCCCCUGCCGGAACAGAGGUCUGUGUGACCACGUCAGCGGGCAGUGCCAAUGUACCGCCGGCUACAGCGGAGAGAGAUGUCAGGAGGAGUGUCCGGGGGGGUCGUACGGUCCUCAGUGUUCACAUAAGUGUGACUGUCAGAACAGAGCGAGGUGUUACCAUGUCAACGGGGCCUGUCUGUGUGACGAGGGGUUCAAAGGUCCGAGCUGUCAGGACAGGUUCUGUCCCUCUGGACAGUAUGGACUCAUCUGUGAUAAAUACUGUCCCUGUAACGCCUCAAACACACUCAGGUACCGUCUGUAUGGACUCAUCUGUGAUAAAUACUGUCCCUGUAACGCCUCAAACACACUCAGCUGCCAUCCGUUGUCAGGGGAGUGUGCGUGCGCGGCGGGGUGGGCGGGUCUGUUCUGCAACGAGACCUGUCCGUCAGGUUACUAUGGCGAGGGAUGUAAGGAGGCAUGUGCGUGUGCCAACGGAGCCGACUGUGAGGGCUUCACCGGAGCCUGCGUCUGUGCCCCCGGGUACACGGGUGAUGACUGUUCUCUGACCUGUCCUGCUGGGUUGUAUGGGGCCAACUGUUCCUCUCCCUGUUCCUGUCACAACCAGAUCGCCUGCUCACACAUCGACGGAUCCUGCAUGUGCAGAGAAGGUUGGCAGGGUGUGGAUUGUACCAUCUCGUGCUCCAGUGAUACCUGGGGUCUGAACUGUAAUCAGACGUGCCUGUGUGCCAACGGGGCGGCCUGUGACCCGGGCAAUGGAACCUGUACCUGUGCCCCCGGCUGGAUGGACGAGUACUGUGACACAACCUGUCCCGAGGGCACGUAUGGAGAACAGUGUCGAGAGCAGUGUGACUGUAUCCAUGCCGAUGGCUGUGACCCUGUGAGAGGCGACUGUCGCUGUCUGGCUGGAUGGACUGGUGUGAACUGUGACAGUGUGUGUGUGGAGGGCCGAUGGGGCCCAGACUGCUCCUACUCCUGUACCUGUGAGAACGGAGGCUCCUGCGCACCGGAGGACGGAACGUGUGUGUGUGCCCCCGGAUACAGAGGCACCUCCUGCAGACGCAUCUGUUCUCCAGGGUUCUAUGGUCAGCGCUGUAGUCAGUCCUGUCCUCAAUGUAUCCAUAGCGAUGGUCCCUGUCACCACAUCACAGGACACUGUGAGUGUCUGUCAGGAUUCUGUGGCUCUCUGUGUAACCAAGUGUGUCCCAGUGGCAGGUAUGGGAAGGGCUGUGCAGAGCUGUGUAUGUGUAGUAACAACGGGACCUGUAACCCCAUCGAUGGCUCCUGUCAGUGCUACCCAGGAUGGAUCGGAGAGGACUGCUCUAAAGUGUGUCCCCAGGGUACGUGGGGUCCAGACUGCAUCCAUACCUGUAACUGUCACAACGGGGCUCAGUGCAUCGCUACAGACGGACAGUGUAGCUGCAGCGCAGGGUGGAGCGGACUCUACUGUACACAACGUUGUAGUUCAGGGUUCUUUGGUACCGACUGCUCUGAGGUGUGUCGGUGUCAGAACGGAGCGGACUGUGACCACAUCACUGGUCAGUGCUCCUGUCGGACCGGAUUCAUCGGACACAGCUGUGAACUCAAGUGUCGUCCCGGUACGUUUGGCUACGGCUGUCAGCAGCUGUGUGUGUGUAUGAACAACGCCACCUGUGACUAUGUGACUGGAACCUGCUACUGCAGCAUCGGAUACAAAGGCAUCCGCUGUGACCAGGCUGCCCUGAUGAUGGAGGAGCUGAAUCCUUACACUAAGAUCAGCCCGGCCUUGGCAUCAGAGCACCAGUCAGCGGGCGCUGUCAUGGGCAUCAUCUUCCUCCUCCUCUUCAUCAUGAGCGUGUUGGGGGUGGUGGUGUGGUGGCGGCAUAACCAGAGAGAGAAAGGAGGGCAGCACAUGCCCAGUGUGUCCUACAGCCCUGCCCUGAGGAUCAGCAGUCAGGGUUACUCCCUCUCUGACUACAUGAAGAGUUCACUGUCCAGCACCUGCUCUCUGAACAGUGAGAACCCCUACGCCACCAUCAAUGACCCGCAGGCCGUGGCCUGUAAACACACAGAGAGCAGCUAUGUAGAGAUGAAGAGUCCUGUCCACCACGACAUGUCCUACUGCUCUUCUGCUAUAGUCACCACCACCGCCGCCACACACACCUCCAGCAAGAACGUCUAUGACGUGGAACCCAAGGUGAGUGUUCUCCAGGGCUGUAACGGUGUGGUGGUUCCCACGUACCCUCAGAACCCGUACGACCUCCCCAGGAACAGCCACAUCCCCAGCCACUACGACCUGCUGCCCCUGAGACACAGCCAGAGCUACAGCCCUACACACAGCCAGGAGCACAGCCACCAGAGCCACAGCCCACCCUUGCCCGGCAGCCCUACCAGCUCCCUGCUAUAGACAGACCACUCCCUAACGCUGGGCCGCGACCUUAGACCUAUGACUUACUGUUGGGGCACGGUCUGCUCCACCUGGGGUUGCGGAUAAAGACUGUAAUGUGACUAUAGAGACAAAGUACCAGUGCAACAUCAAUGUUAGUGGACAUACUAGAUGAUAUACCAACAGAAGCUCUGUGUGGACUCACUGCUGUGUGGACUCACUACCGUGUGGACUCACUACCGUGUGGACUCACUACCGUGUGGACUCACUGCUGUGUGGACUCACUAACGUGUGGACUCACUGCUGUGUAAAGCAUACUGAACGUGUAAUAUAUUACAGCUAUGUGAAGUGUCUGAGGAAGACACUGGGAAGUCAUAUAACUACAGGAGAUGUGUGGUACCCUCUUUGUUUACACUCUGGCUCGGUGGAGGACACACACAUCCUAGGAAAGGAAGGAAGGACAGACGCAUACACACACACACACACACACACACACACAUCCUAGGAAAGGAAGGAAGGACACACACACACAUCCUAGGAAAGGAAGGAAG
Oncorhynchus mykiss (rainbow trout) is the source of this 4123-nucleotide messenger RNA. The record is from RefSeq and is a predicted model, not a curated record. Lineage: Eukaryota; Metazoa; Chordata; Actinopteri; Salmoniformes; Salmonidae.